AUGGCUGCGAACCCCAAGGACACUGUCGGCAUUAAUUUGCUCGUGUUCAACGGGAAGAAAGACAAGUUUCGCGUGUGGACCGCUAAGUUCGUUUCGCACCUUAAAGAGAUGACUGUCGCACUGCAAGGCCAAUGGCUCGCGUCGACCACCCCUGACCGCCCGGAGCCAACCAUCAAAUUCGAGGACUGGCUGCAAGGCGAUCCACCAGUUGCGACCGACCCCGACGAGAAGCGCGCGAAGUGGCAUCAGUACUACCGUACUAUGCAAGUGCAACAAAUCCGCACUUUAUUGAGCAAGGUUGUGCCGGAUCAAUUUGUCCAGCAAAUGAAGAAGUCGUACUCUGAAAAGGAACCAAUCUACCGUCUCUGGGCAGAGAUCGAGAAGAAGUAUGGUGUGUCUAACGUGACCACUAUGAAGACCGCCACGCGAAAGCUAAUGCGUGUGGCCGACGGCGACUUCCAGAGUGUUGAGGCUUUAUUUGGCGAGCUGCGGACGUUGAAGCACUCAAUCAACUCCCACUUCCGCUGGGCCAACGUUGGAGCCAACAGUGGUACCUCGAAGGCAACCUUGGUCGACCGAUGGCGCACUCAAAUGUACGAUGGUGGUCCGCCAUCAUUACCCGUCCCGCGAGGGGCUUGA
This is a messenger RNA of Aphanomyces astaci, 639 nucleotides long. RefSeq lists its product as hypothetical. Bases 1 to 639 code for a protein of 212 amino acids. NCBI's taxonomy places the organism in Eukaryota, Oomycota, Saprolegniomycetes, Saprolegniales, Verrucalvaceae. The transcript has a single exon. The record is from RefSeq and is a predicted model, not a curated record.